Arabidopsis thaliana (thale cress) is the source of this 889-nucleotide messenger RNA. RefSeq names its product Thioesterase superfamily protein (gene DHNAT2). Bases 202 to 585 code for a protein of 127 amino acids. Gene Ontology annotation, biological process: phylloquinone biosynthetic process. The record is from RefSeq and is marked reviewed. The transcript has 2 exons. NCBI's taxonomy places the organism in Eukaryota, Viridiplantae, Streptophyta, Magnoliopsida, Brassicales, Brassicaceae.
AAAAAAAAAAAAUUAACACAUCCAAAAAUUGUCACAAAUCGUACUAAAGGCCCAGUAAGUCUUUUUGUCAAUAAGUCCAUUAAGCCCAACAAACCUCUUCUUCUCUUUCGUUUUAUGACAUCAAUCCAUUUGAAGCAAACAAAUCAGACGUAACCGAACAAAAAAAAAAAGUUGGUUUGAUCGAUCGUUAAAACCUAAGAAAUGGAUCCAAAAUCGCCGGAAUUUAUCAUUGAUCAGCCGCUUAAAAUCUUAGGAUUUGUAUUCGAUGAGCUCUCCGCCACCAGAGUCUCCGGCCACCUCACCCUAACUGAAAAAUGUUGCCAGCCGUUCAAAGUCUUGCACGGCGGCGUAUCGGCUCUGAUCGCUGAGGCACUCGCCAGUCUCGGCGCCGGAAUCGCCUCUGGUUUUAAACGCGUCGCUGGAAUCCAUCUCUCUAUUCACCACCUCCGUCCUGCUGCUCUCGGCGAAAUUGUCUUCGCCGAAUCUUUUCCAGUCUCAGUCGGCAAAAAUAUUCAGACUGAAGACCUAAAGAGUAAAAUGAAUGUGAAAGUGACACGUUGUGUGGAGUAUUUUGUAUCUAACUAGGUGUGGGAGGUCCGGUUAUGGAAAGCUAAGAAAACCGAGACACCGGACAACAAAAUAAUGGUAUCAACAUCACGGGUUACUCUCUUCUGCGGUUUACCUAUACCGGACCAUGUUAAAGAUGCUCCAGACGAGCUGAAGAAAGUUAUAUCCAAAUUAUAAAUUCAAAUUGUAUCUAUCUCAUUUUGUUAGGAAUAAGAACAAUUUUAGUUUGGUUUUAUUGUACGAACCAAACGUUUUAAUAAAUUGUUGUACCAAACAUGAGAUAUUAUAAGGUUAUAAAAAUUGACAAGUUAUUGUGGGUUUA